UCCCUGCCGUCUGCAGGUCUGCGGGGCGAAGUGUCGCGGCGGCGCAGCUCGCGGCAAGAAUCGGGAGGAGGAGGAGGAGCUGCAAGGAUAGGCCCAGGAGCAAUGGAAUCCAAAGAGGAACAAGGAGUAAAAAAUACCAGCAUGGAGAAUGCCCAAAAGGAAAAUGAAGAAAAGGAAGAAAGGGAGCAAGUUCCUAAUAAAGGGGAGCCCUUGACUCUCCCUUUGGAUACGGGUGAAUACUGUGUGCCUAAGGGAAAUCGUAGGCGGUUCCGUGUUAGGCAGCCCAUCCUUCAGUAUAGAUGGGACAUGAUGCAUAGGCUUGGAGAGCCACAGGCAAGGAUGAGAGAAGAGGAUAUGGAAAGGAUUGGGGAGGAGGUGAGACAGCUGAUGGAGAAGCUGAGGGAGAAACAGAUGAGUCAUAGUUUUCAGGCAGUGAGCACUAACCCCCCUCAUCAUGACCAUCAUGAUGAAUUUUGCCUUAUGCCCUGAAUCCUGAUGUUUUCUCUGAAGUUAAGAGGGAGACACCUGCUUUCUAAACUCACGUGUUUCUGAUGUACCCUUGUUGUAAACCUUUUAAUGUCACUUGUUUAAGUGGGACUCCUAUUAUCAGCUUCUAAUUGAAUGUUGUGUUUUUGACCCAGUCUGUAAGAAUUUUGUUAGCAGAAGAAUUUUACCUAUUGCAUGGAAAGAUGCUCAUUAUAUAUUGUGGAGUUAAUAAAGCAGUUUAAAAACGCA
Messenger RNA from Carlito syrichta (Philippine tarsier), 735 nucleotides. RefSeq names its product brain expressed X-linked 1 (gene BEX1). Gene Ontology annotation, cellular component: cytoplasm; nucleus. Lineage: Eukaryota; Metazoa; Chordata; Mammalia; Primates; Tarsiidae. The record is from RefSeq and is a predicted model, not a curated record. The transcript has 2 exons. Gene Ontology annotation, biological process: signal transduction. The coding region runs from base 103 to 489 and encodes 128 amino acids. Gene Ontology annotation, molecular function: signaling receptor binding.